AGUGGAUCCCAACUGCCUGACAGAUGGUAUGGCAAAGUGAUUCUUUACUCUCGCCCAUAGCCUCUAGCAUCCUCCCCUCCAGGGUCCCUGGCUCAAGGCUCUUGAGGCUCUAGCGUGGGAACUCAGACUGAGAGGACGACUCCGGAACUCAGACCGAGACGACGUCCCCGAAAAGAGAGGAUCAACAUUGGAAGAAAGACUGCGACUCUAUAGCAGACCAAUUUUAUGAGCAGUUGAAACAAUUCAAAGUAUACUUCAGUGAUUUCCAGGUCAGGCUACCAUUGGAAGCUGCCUCUUAGUCGUGUUUGCACAAUUGUGUGUGUGUGUCUGUGUGAAAGUGUGUUUGCGUGUGCCUUUGAGUGUGUUUGGGUGUGUGUUUGUUUACAGUGUGUGUGUGUGUGUGUGUGUGUGAGUGAGCGUAACCCUGCCCCAGUCCCCUGAGCGUCCUCGGGGUCCGGUUACACUCGCCGGCUACUGCCCCUCAUGCAUGUUUCAUAGGCAGCGGGGAGGACAGAGGCUCCCUUUGUCAUAGGAACCAUCCAGCCCGCCUGCCGGCUGCCCCAUGCAUCUCUGUCACCUUCCACCUCAGAGGAGGAGAUGAGGAGGCAGGCAGCCGACACAAGCCCCUGCCCCUCUGAGAGGUGACUGAACAGCUCGUCAGAGAGUGUCCCCGAGUCAACAUAGUGCCUCUGAAGUCAGCAAGAAGAAAAGAAAAGAAGAGGUGGAGGUGAAGAGGAGAGAGAGGCAGACAAAGAGAGAGAGAGAGAGAGAGAGAAAGAGACAGAGUGGCAACAGGUACAUCUGUUGCACUUCUUACCUGUGCAGAGGCAUCUGGAGUCUAAAGACUGAGUAGUGCCCCAGUCUGUGUGUACUACUCUCUCUCUCUCUCUACGUGUGUGAGGUGUGCGGAGCUUGUCCAGCCCGUGUGAGAGCGUGCGUGUGUGGCGAGGCGAGGCCGGACCAUGAUGGAGACGCUGCGGCCCCCGGCCCUCCAGGUGCAGGUCCCCUGCGAGGAGGAGGAGGAUGAGGACGGUGGUGGUAGAGGCGGAGGUAGAGGCGGAGGCGGCAGUGCCUCCGCUGGGGACGGGGGCAGCGACGGCCGGGCCUGGUCCAGCUCGUCCACGCCCACGCAGCGGCGCCGGCGCUUCAAGAUGCGCCGCAUGAAGAAGCUGCCGAGCGAGCGCGAGGGCCACGGCGGCUCGCGGCUGGACAAGGGCGGCCUGCUGCGCCGCGCCACCUCCAAGGACUACCUGCAGCUGCCCGCCAUCGAGAUCACGCCGUCCAGCGACGAGGACGCGGCCAGCUGGUCCAACUGCUCCACGCCCAGCGCCUCGCCCCGACGCAAACGCUUCCUGCUCCGCAAGUGGCUCAAGGUGCGUGAGCGGAAGGAGAACGUCAGCGAGAGCAGCAGCCAGCCGAGCAGCCAGCAGAGUAGUCAGCAGAGUAGCCAUGACGACGACGCCACACGCUUCCUGACUCCGUUCAUCCGGGAGGAGAGCACUGCCAGUAACUCAAACCGGAGCACGCCCGCCUGCUCACCCGUCCUGCGCAAACGCUCCCGUUCGCCGACGCCCCAGGGCCUGGAGGUGGACGCCGCCAUGGUGGAGAAGGGUUCGGACCAGUCUUCGGACAAAUCUCCGUCCACCCCGGAGCAGCUGGUGCAGCGCACCUGCUCUGUGCAGACGGCUCGCAGCAGUGGCAAGAACUCCAAGUCUCACAAGCGACUUUCCAAAAAGAGCCAGAGCUGGUACAACCAUGAAAGACAGCACAUCCUGAGAGUCUUGAGCCCUACGUAUAAACAGCGUAAUGAGGACUUCAGGAAGCUCUUCAAACAGCUGCCCGACACCGAGCGGCUCAUCGUGGACUACUCCUGUGCUCUGCAGCGUGACAUUCUGCUGCAGGGUCGACUCUACCUCUCGGAAAACUGGAUCUGUUUCUAUAGUAACAUCUUUCGCUGGGAGACACUGCUGACAGUGCGUCUUAAGGACGUUUGCUCCAUGACAAAGGAGAAGACGGCGCGUUUGAUCCCCAAUGCCGUUCAGGUGUGCACGGACACUGAGAAGCACUUUUUCACCUCGUUUGGGGCACGGGACAGGACCUACAUGAUGAUGUUCAGGCUCUGGCAGAAUGCCCUGCUGGAGAAGCCCCUCUGUCCCAAAGAGCUGUGGCACUUUGUCCAUCAGUGCUAUGGCAACGAGCUUGGCCUCACCAGUGAUGAUGAGGACUACGUUCCCCCUGACAACGACUUCAACACCAUGGGGUAUUGUGAGGAGAUCCCAGCCGAGGAGAACGAGAUCAGCAAUGACAACUCAUCCAAGAGCAGCGGGGAGGCCAAGGCCGACGGCAGCCCCUUACCUACGCACAAGAAGUCCCUCUCCAACAGUGCCCUCCACCCUUCCAACACCAGCAGCAACGAGGCAGCCCUCUCAAUCGACAUGGCCCCCGAGGAGUACACGGACUGUCUGCCGGACGGAGAGCUGCUCGGAAUCCCGGUGCUGGUCGACGAUAGGAGCGGCGGGGAGAUGGGGGCUGCCGUGCCCGUGCCGUCGCCCUCGCUGGACUUCAACGACAACGAGGACCUCCCCACUGAGCUCAGCGACUCCUCGGAGACGCACGACGAAGCAGGAGAAGUGCAGGCGUUCCACGAUGACCUGAACGGACGGCAGUACAUUAACGAGGUGUACAAUUUCAGCGUGGACAAGAUGUACGACAUCCUCUUCGCCGAGUCGCAGUUCAUGAGUGACUGGAUGGACCAGCGGCGUUUCACCGACGUGGUGUAUCACCCCUGGAGGAAAGAGGACGCUGGAAACCAGACAAGAGAGAUCUUGUACACCAUCUCCCUCUCCAACCCACUGGCCCCUAAGACAGCCACUGUUACAGAGACACAGACUCUGUACAAGGCCAGUCAUGAGAGCGAGUGCUACAUCAUCGACGCCGAGGUGAUCACACACGACGUGCCGUACCACGACUACUUCUACACGCUCAACCGUUACAUGCUAACACGAGUGGCCAAGAACAAGUGUCGUCUGAGAGUGUCCACUGAGCUCCGCUAUCGGAAGCAGCCCUGGGGUCUGGUGAAGGGCUUCAUUGAGAAGAACUUCUGGAGUGGACUGGAUGAGAACUUCCGCUCUCUCGAGCUGGAGUUGGCCAAGCUGGAGGACGUCAUGCUGACGGAGCAGCAGGCUGUCUCCCAUCGUCCCUCGCCAAAAGCCAAGGCGGUCAAGAACUCCACGCUACGACGCAGGAAGAGGCCUUUACAGCACCUCCGAAACCAGCACAUCGAGGAGGCCCUGAGCCCCGUCACCACACCGACCGACGAGGAGGUCAUCCACUGCAUCAAACACGUGGCAGGCUCCACCCAGACGAGGCAGCCCCCUGAACACCUCUCCAGCGGCUCGGCUCUCUGUAGCGUGUCCAAGCUUCUCCUUAUCAUCAGCUUUGUGAUCUGUAUAAGUCUGGUGCUUCUGGUGUUCCUGAACAUGAUGCUAUUCUACAAGCUAUGGAUGCUGGAGUACUCAGCCCAGAGCCUUACCACCUGGCAGGGCUUGCGGCUGCAGGAAAGUAAACUCCCCCAGACUCAGAUGGAGUGGGCCCAACUGUUGGAGUCGCAGCAGCGCUUCCAUGAUGCGGAGCUGCAGAAGUGGAGAGAGAUCAUCAAGUCCUCAGUGCUGCUCCUGGACCAGAUGAAGGACUCGUUGCUGAACCUUCAGAGGGGCAUUAACCUACGGGACUACAGCUCGGAGGCUGAGGAGAAGCGCAGCCGAUAUCACUGACGCUGGCCUUUAGCCGGCCAGUCAGCCACCAGGGGCAGGGUGUGCAAUGCAGAGCCGUGUGUGUGUGUGUGUGUGUGUGCUUGUACACUGAUAUGCAUACCAAACCGAGGACGCGAGGAGGAGGUCAACCUCCCCAGCCCACGGGCGUAUGAUGACUAUGCAUACCAAACCAGCGAAAGGAGAGAAAAGGGAUAGAAGAGAAAGAGGGAGGGAGGGAGAGAGAGCGAGAGAGAGCACAUCACUGGGUUUUGUCCACGGAGCUGCCCAACCCCGCCAAGCCAUGUGGGGAGGGGACGACUGGGGGUCGAAUCAGGAAGCAGCCCCCCGUUGUCAACAGGAAGUGGGGCUUCUUCUGCUCUUCGACGCUGUGGGGAAACGCUCUCCUCUCAGCACCCCCUCCGUGCUCGUCUCCAAGUCCCUUCUUUUUCUUUGUCUUUCACGUCGGAGGUGGACACGUCGGAUGUCCAGGGCAGAGUCUCGCCCCAAGGAAAGGCAGAGAGACAAGAAGAGGUGUGGGAAGAGAACUUAGCAUGCAAUUCGUUUGUGUUCAUUUUUUUUUUUAAUCCUGUUGCCUGCACUCCUGGCAACAAAGCUCCCCUUUGACCUUCUCUGACGGGUGUCUGGUGACAUUGGUGAUGCUCAGAGGAGGAGAGGAUGGUCUCAGCAGGUCCAGCAGGUUUCCCCCGGGCUCCCCAACACACAGUCUCUGCUCAUGGUGGCAGCUGCAGAGAUCCCCCAGAGGCAUGCCUGACAGUACACACACACACACACACACGCAUACACACACACACACUCACACACAUUCUUGCACACACACAAACACACACACACACACACAUACACACACACACACACACACACACACUCAUAUGCAACAUGCACAUUUACACAUACCACUCACCAUGCACACAUAACAACAACAUGUCACUCCUGAGAAUCAGGUCGCCCUCAGCUCUCUCCCCUAGUGGCUGGAGUGUGUGUCUGUGUGUGUCCAGGCGGCCAUUUUGCGGUGCCUGUCCGGGUUCUACGUCAGGGCUGGAUUCCCUGACGCUUCUCUCCCGGUGCCAAGGUGCUGCAUCCUCAGACAGUUAGUCAUGGUAGAGGACCAUAACCGGUAGAUUAACUCUGCAUCACAAGUGAUUGUAACAGGCACUGGACUGGACCCUUGCCAUUUUGAGAGUGGAGAGGUAACCAGCACCAUCUGCAUGUCCAGAGAAAGAGGUGACCAGACACAGUAGUAGGAGACCCUCUUAAGAGCACUUGGCAUGAUGGUGGAGAUCAAAAUGGCUGCUUUGCAAUAAUGUUGGAAAGGAAUGGUAGAGGAAAUUUGGUCAAAAUGGGUACAGAUUUGAAAAAAAGGCACUGUAGAUACUAACAGUGCCCUCUAGUGGCAUGUCUCUCUCACUACGGACCAAUAGAGAGAGAGAAGAUCCGAGAGUCAUUCAUCAGUCUACUGACUAACAAAUUGUUGUGAAAUUAAGUUUAUAAUCUGUUCUAUUAGAAGUUGUACAAAAUAGAUUGAGAGACUUAUUGCAAUGGACACCAUCAUGACCAAGUCAAGAAUGUGUUACCUUCAAAAGGGGAACUGCAGCUGGACUGUUAGGGAGACUUGUGUCUUUUUGUGUUAGCGUUUGAUGACAAAACUGUGAUUAUAUCUCUUGAAAAUGUUUAAAGAUUGAAGGAAUUAUAUUAAUAUAUUUGAAAUAUAUAGUAUAUUUCAGUAUUUAAUAUAUAUUUCAAGAUAUAUGAAUAUACGCAUUACAGAUAUUUAUUGUUAAUUUAUGUAUAUAGGAAAUUUAUCAGAGUUAUAGGCAAGGUGAAGAAUUUAUAAGGAGAAAAAUAAGUGUUUUCUUCAACAGAGCACACAGACAUGUCUGUGACGUGCCUGAUGUGUUCGUGUAUGUUUGUGCAUGUGUACGUGUGUGUGUGUGUGUGUGUGUGUGUGUGUGUGUGUGUGUGUGUGUGUGUGCGCGUGUGCGUGUGUGUGUGUGUGUGUUAAUGCACAUUCUAACAUUUCUCAGAUAGAGUUAUGUUUACUGCAUUUACAUUCUGUAUUUGUUAGUGUGUGUGUGUGUGUAUGACACCGUCAUUCCACAUCUUGUGCACAUGUAUGUCUCAUGGGUUUUUUUUUCCACGUCAGCCAUGUGGAGCCAAACUGCCUUUCUCCUGCCCGCGCGUUUGGAUUCAGCCUUGCUUCAGUCUACGCGGCGACAGUUUACAGACCUCUGCCCCCCAACCCCACCCCGCCCCCCUAGAGAGUGUGAUUGGCCCCACUGACCUGUCACUCACCUCUAAGCCCAACCAGUGAGCUCAAAAGGGCCAUACUGUCAUUAUUGCCCACAACAACUGAAACUGUAGGCCACCCUUUAAAGGCUCAGGGGUCCCUCUUCACUGCUGUAUAUCCUGACUAGUCAGCACGAGUCACUUCAGAGUAAUUCAGAAGGAAAAGCAAGAGGGUUGUUACCCCUACUGUGGAAUGUCUCAAAGUGCUCUGAGAUUCAAACCAAAACCUUUGACAUUUGGUUUUUAUUGGUCAUACUGGCUUCCAUCUCUUACGCUGAAGUGCACCCUGCACUUUUUCUCAAAAUGGAGUCAUGAAAAUGAGCACUUUAUGCAUCAUCCAAAUACUAUGAGAGAGAGAGAGAGAGAGAGAGAGAGAGAGAGACAGAGAGAGAGAGAUUCAGGGAGCAGGGUGAGUUCACUGUUCGUGUCAAUGAGCCAGGUCUCCAUGAAUGCAACAUGGAAGCGUUUUUUCUUUCUUUCUUUCUUUCUUUAGUAAAGAAAAAUGCAAUGGCAACAGUGGCUGUGUGUGGUGUGAUGUUUUCACCCUCACAGUUAUGUAGUGCUGGUUACUGAUGUGUCUGAAAACAAUGUGAGAGACCAUAAUAUUAGAGCGCACAGUUGCAACGCUAGAUUGUCAAUGGUUCACAGGAAAUGCCGUUCGAUGAAAAGAAAGCAUCUGACAUACUAACAUACUAAGAAUCCAGUUGUCUCUCCAUAGACCAUCAAAACUAAAUAUCCUUUCUGGGUUUCUAACGACCAUGCUUGUUUUUUUUUAUUUUUAUUAUUAUUAUUACGAUUAUGAUAUUAUGAUGUCAUUGAGUACAAAAGGGUUUAUUGACAAAAACAAUCCAUUCCGAGUGGUUGUUGUGACAGUAUGUUGAGGAUGAUGAAGAUGAUGAUGGUGACGAUGAUACUAAAACAAUAUUGUUGUGAUCCAUAUUUUCUUUUCAAAUCUGUGUUCUCACAAACUGGGUUUUCAAGGAGUUAGUUGCAUCCUGACUGUAGUGCUUGUCCCAUUUCCAUUCCAAGUAAGAAAUACCACGGAUUUGACCAAGAAUCAAGCAAACAUUUCAAAUGCUUCUGCGCUUGUUCUGCUGUACACCCACUCUGAGUGAACUUGGACUGUUUUGACUUUGCUGUGUGAUGAUCAAGGUAUUGGUUGAUUGUCCUUUUAAAAUAUUGAAGUUCUGGUUGGAAAUGUUUCUGUUUUAUAGAUUCAGUUUCACAAUCAUUUUUAGGUUUAUUCCACUGAACGACGUGCUGACAUGAUACUCCGCGUGUGUCUGUGAAUAAUUCAUAAACAGUACUGUAUAUGAAAGGGUGGUAGUCAACAUUGUCGCUUAUGUUUCUGUUUGUUUGUUUGUUUUUUCCUGAAAUGUAUGAACAUUCUUCCUCUAGCUGAAAAACCAAUAGGGACCAUUGUCUUGUUAUGCUACUGAGGGCUUUCAUGUGGAGAUGUCAAGGAUUGAUGAUGAAUGCAGUCGGGGAAAAAAGAAAUCAAAUGCUUGGAAAUCACAAUUAACUGUGGUCACGUUUACAUUCAACUUUCCUUCUUGCUUUUCCCUGUCAAAUCAAAUAACUUAUCAGAAUGAAAGCAUGGGUUCUAUUUUGCCAUGUUAAUCCCCAAUGUAAGUGCUUUUUUUUUCUCAUAGAAACCAAGUUCUGACUCAAACUCUCAAUCUGAAUUCUGAAACAAAUAUUGACUCUUUUCCACUGAUUCUGUCGAAUAGAAGCUUUCAAUUCUUUAAACCUCUCAAAAUGAGUUCAGACUAAUAAAUCUCAAGUUUGUUCUUUAACCAAAAGGACCAACCCUCAACCACUCUAAAAAAUGUCGAAAAUCAUGGGCCUUUUGAUGUUUCUAUGGUAACACACCCACUCUUCAUUCCAGAUUAGAAUUCUUACUGCACUUGCUGAAACAUCCCCAUUCUCUCCCCCACAUAUAUUUUUGAUCACACUCUGAUAAUGCUUUUCAAGCAAGUUGAGGCAUUACUCAUUCCACUUUAGUCAUGUCAGAAAAGGAGCCUGAUAAUAUCUCUCUUUUUUAUUUUGUUGUUUUUUUUUUUUUUUUCCAGAGCUGUUUUGAUCUCUAGAGAAGAAUCAAAUAGAUUUAUACAUAUUAUAUAUAUAUAUAUAUAUAUAUAAUAUGAUAUGUAAUACAUUAUAUCCACACUGUUCAUGUGCAGUGUGCACUGAUGAUGCGGAGGGUCAGGGCCGUGCUGUGCGUGGCUCUCGGCUCUGCCCAUGACUUUGCCUAAUAGAAAACUAAGCUAAAGUGGCUUCUGAUUCAUGUGAUGUAGGGAGGUCUGAAUAAAGAAGUAUUCAAGAAACUCA
Messenger RNA from Alosa sapidissima (American shad), 8387 nucleotides. It is a transcript of the gene gramd1bb, whose product is annotated as GRAM domain containing 1Bb. The transcript has 24 exons. Gene Ontology annotation, biological process: intracellular sterol transport. Gene Ontology annotation, molecular function: sterol binding; sterol transfer activity. Lineage: Eukaryota; Metazoa; Chordata; Actinopteri; Clupeiformes; Clupeidae. The coding region runs from base 963 to 3773 and encodes 936 amino acids. Gene Ontology annotation, cellular component: endoplasmic reticulum membrane; endoplasmic reticulum-plasma membrane contact site; plasma membrane. The record is from RefSeq and is a predicted model, not a curated record.